AUGUCGAGUUCACUCGUGCCGGAGGAGAUCAAUAGGUUCUUGGCCGACGUGCAUCGGAACCGUAACGGAACAUCUCGAUAUCGCACAUCCGAUACGACGGUACCGUUUGUCGCACCUCCCGGUCAGUACUAUGCGUCCGAGAUCCUACUGUCAGAAACAGGAUCACGAGGUCGAGGCGCCGGCGUCCGGCGUCCGACGUCAAAGGGCAGCAGUGCGACCGAGUGGACGACGGUUUUCGAUGACACGGACGGCUAUUCGGUCUACUCGGCGUCCACUGCGCCACUGCCAUACGGUCCCGAGCCACUGCAUCUUCGGCGACCACCCGUGACGGACACGAUCCCGUCGUGGCUUCCUUGCGAGUUUCGACGGCUAUCGGGCUGCCAAGAGAAUUUCGGGCUCGACGAGACGGAUGAGUGGAUCGAGCACAUCACGUCGGACCAUCUGGCAGGUGAAUGUCCGAUGUACAGUAUCUGCUGGUUCUGCGACGAUGCUAGGUUCGCGUCCGCGUCCGCACAUGCCGUGGACAAGGUGAAGGCAUUCCGGGCUCGCAUGUAUCACGUCGCGAACCACUUCCGCAACGGUAUGGUGGCAGCCGAUAUCCGGCCAGACUUUUGGUAUCUAGACCACCUCCACCUUCGGGGCUUGAUCGACGAGAGAGCUUUCCAGCUGGCCGCGCAGCAGAGCGAGUCGGUACCGCAACCUCGAGAUGUCAUUUUCGCGGACCAGCCAGUCCGCACCAGGGCACGAAGCGAGGUAUAUAACGAGACGCGCAGUCGGCAUGGCCAUCAACGGGAAACGUACCGGCGACCUCGCAUGCAAGGCAUCUCCGAGUGA
Drechmeria coniospora is the source of this 834-nucleotide messenger RNA. RefSeq lists its product as uncharacterized. The record is from RefSeq and is a predicted model, not a curated record. The transcript has a single exon. Bases 1 to 834 code for a protein of 277 amino acids. NCBI's taxonomy places the organism in Eukaryota, Fungi, Ascomycota, Sordariomycetes, Hypocreales, Ophiocordycipitaceae.